This is a messenger RNA of Acanthosepion pharaonis, 1830 nucleotides long. Lineage: Eukaryota; Metazoa; Mollusca; Cephalopoda; Sepiida; Sepiidae. The record is from the annotation of a GenBank genome assembly.
AUGACGGGGACGAUUUCUAUCUGUCUAUACGGUUGUUCACUCUCAUUAUCACUCUCUCUCUAUCUCUCUCUCUCUCUGUCUCUCUCUCUCUCUAUCAAAUUCUGUCCAAAUCUGUCGCAAUAUGUUCAUCUAUCUAUCUAUCUAUCUAUCUAUCUAUCUAUCUAUCAAAUUCUGUCCAAAUCUGUCGCAAUAUUUUCAUUCAUCUAUCUAUCUAUCUAUCUAUCUAUCUAUCUAUCAAAUUCUGUCCAAAUCUGUCGCAAUAUUUUCAUUAUUAUCUAUCUAUCUAUCUAUCUAUCUAUCUAUCAAAUCUGUCCAAACAGCAAUAUUUUCAUUAUUUAUAUCUAUCUAUCAUUAUUUAUCUAUCAUCUAUCUAUCUAUCUAUCAUCUAUCUAUCUAUCUAUCAAAUUCUGUCCAAAUCUGUCACAAUAUUUUGAUUAUCUAUCUAUCUAUCUAUCUAUCUAUCUAUCUAUCUAUCUAUCUAUCUAUCAAAUUCUCUCCAAAUCUACAGCUGCUCAUUAUUUAUCUAUCUAUCUAUCUAUCUAUCUAUCUAUCUAUCUAUCUAUCUAUCAAAUUCUGUCCAAAUCUGUCGCAAUAUUUUCAUCUAUCUAUCUAUCUAUCUAUCUAUCUAUCUAUCUAUAUAUAUAUCUAUCUAUCAAAUUCUGUCUAAAUCUGUCACAAUAUUUUCAUUAUCUAUCUAUCUAUCUAUCUAUCUAUCUAUCUAUCUAUCAAAUUCUCUCCAAAUCUCUGCUCAUUAUUUAUCUAUCUAUCUAUCUAUCUAUCUAUCUAUCUAUCUAUCUAUCUAUCUAUCUAUCAAAUUCUGUCCAAAUCUGUCGCAAUAUUUUCAUUAUCUAUCUAUCUAUCAAAUUCUGUCCAAAUCUGUCACAAUAUUUUCAUUAUCUAUCUAUCUAUCUAUCUAUCUAUCAAAUUCUGUCCAAAUCUGUCACAAUAUUUUCAUUAUCUAUCUAUCUAUCUAUCUAUCUAUCUAUCUAUCUAUCUAUCUAUCUAUCUAUCUAUCUAUCAAAUUCUGUCCAAAUCUGUCACAAUAUUUUCAUUAUCUAUCUAUCUAUCUAUCUAUCUAUCAAAUUCUGUCCAAAUCUGUCGCAAUAUUUUCAUUAUCUAUCUAUCUAUCUAUCUAUCUAUCUAUCAAAUUCUGUCCAAAUCUGUCGCAAUAUUUUCAUUAUCUAUCUAUCUAUCUAUCUAUCUAUCUAUCUAUCUAUCAAAUUCUCUCCAAAUCUGUCGCAAUAUUUUCAUUAUCUAUCUAUCUACCUAUCUAUCUAUCUAGACAGCUGCUCAUUAUCUAUCUAUCUAUCUAUCUAUCUAUCUAUCUAUCUAUCUAUCAAAUUCUGUCCAAAUCUGUCGCAAUAUUUUCAUCUAUCUAUCUAUCUAUCUAUCUAUCUAUCUAUCUAUCUAUCUAUCUAUCUAUCAAAUUCUGUCCAAAUCUGUCACAAUAUUUUCAUUAUCUAUCUAUCUAUCUAUCUAUCUAUCUAUCUAUCUAUCAAAUUCUGUCCAAAUCUGUCGCAAUAUUUUCAUUAUCUAUCUAUCUAUCUAUCUAUCUAUCUAUCUAUCUAUCUAUCUAUCAAAUUCUGUCCAAAUCUGUCGCAAUAUUUUCAUUAUCUAUCUAUCUAUCUAUCUAUCUAUCUAUCUAUCUAUCUAUCUAGACAGCUGCUCAUUAUCUAUCUAUCUAUCUAUCUAUCUAUCUAUCUAUCUAUCUAUCUAUCUAUACGGUUGUUCAUCUAUCUAUGUGUUUUGCGCACACGCGCACUUGUAUGUAGUUUUACAUGUACACACACAAUAUACACUUCAUUGGAUUCCUGUCAAGUUUCAUUAUAG